Molecule: messenger RNA, 1341 nt
Organism: Cyphellophora attinorum
Lineage: Eukaryota; Fungi; Ascomycota; Eurotiomycetes; Chaetothyriales; Cyphellophoraceae
Exons: 2
Coding region: 1-1341 (446 amino acids)
Molecular function (GO): GTP binding
Source: RefSeq, a predicted model, not a curated record
AUGACCAACUAUACUCAACCCGUGAUCAAUCCCGACGACAUUGUCAUUCCUGUAAUGGGAAUAACUGGCAGCGGCAAGUCGACGUUCAUUUCACUGUGCACGGAGGAGAAAGUCGAUAUCGGACAUGGUCUGAUGUCUUGCACGGGAGAAUGCUUGAUGUAUAGCCUCCAACGUGGUGGCCGCACGAUACGGCUCAUCGACACUCCUGGAUUCGACGACAGCACCAGAGACGACUUGGACAUACUGACGGAGAUCGCGUACUGGUUGAGCCAAGCAUACAAACGCAUCCAGUUGGCUGGGAUCAUAUACUUACAUCCUGUUGAUGCACCUCGACUGGGAGGUGUUGCCCGCAGGAACCUCACCAUGUUCAAGCUUCUGGUUGGGAAGGACUGUUUGCGGUCAGUCGUGCUGGCGACGACGAUGUGGGACAACGUCACGCCUGAGGAAGGAUCAAGACGACAGAAUGAAUUGGCGACGACAGACGAAUUCUGGGGAGACAUGAUCAAGGCUGGAAGUCGUCUGGAGGUCCACGACAACACCGAAGCUUCGGCACUCCGGAUUAUCGACAGAAUCGUGUCCAACCGAGAAAACAUGGUCUUGGACAUUCAGAGAGAGCUGGUCGACGACCACAAACCUCUGGACGCAACAAGCGCCGGUCAGGAGCAAUCGAGGAAGUUCCUGGCUGAGAAGGCCAAAGCCGAGAGUCGUCUGCAAAAGAAGCAACAAGAGCUGGAUGAUGCGCUUCGACAGCGCCAGCAAGAAGACGCAGAGAAAAUCUUCUUGGAACAACGAAGCUAUGCUCAUCAGAUAAGCGAGAAGCAGGACAAGCUCGCAGCAAUGCACAUAGACCUUGACGAGCUUAGGCGGAAGAAAGAAGCUCAGUGGGAGCACGAGCGGGCUGAAAUUGCCAAACAGCGGAGGGAAGUCGAGGCCAUGGCCCGUCAGGUGCGGCAGCAACUCGAAGCUAUUUCACAGUCCAGAGAAGAAGAUCGCCAGCGAACAGAAAGACUCGAGACAGCGUUAGAUGGCCGUUCCCAGAAGUCUUCGAAAGACCUGACAUUGCGCAAUGCCGACGCUGUGGAGCAUGUGAAUAGAAUCAAGGAGAUCCAGCGAAACCGCGAGGAACUCGAACGUGCUCGUCAGGACGCCAUGAGGAAGGAGGCUGAGGCUUUGCAGUUGAAGUCCUUGCUGGAGAGCAUGGCCGUGAGGGAGGAGCGAUUGAUGCAGGCCGAAAUGCUGAAAGACCAGAAAAGAGCUACGAGGUGGUCAGCUGCGGGAACGUUAGCGGGAGUCGGUAGCCUGGCUAUAGCUGCUGUGGGUAUGCAAUGCACUGUCAUGUAG